AUGUCUGCAUCCGAGCUGAGCCGCAGACGUCUGAAGACCUAUGUCUCAGAUCCACCUCUCCCAUCGGAUGAUGCUGAGAUGGAAGCCUCGCGGCAGGAAGAGGAGCUUGAGAUCAUGGUUGCCGAGGAGCUUGCUGACCCGGCUGUGAUGGACAUGAAUGCAGAUGACAGUGAAGACGGCUGUGAUCAGAAAGAGCAUGGGGCCCCUGCUGAAGAUGACACGCUUGAAUAUGAGGCUUCGGUCGCUGGCAGUGAGUGCGGGAACAGUUUGAUCGAUGAUGGUGGUGAGGAACCCUGCGGCAAUGAAAGCCCUGCUGGCGAUGACGCUGGUGAUAAUGACAGCGAUGAUGCGACGGAUGAUGAGCUCCAACGGAUCUGCCAGUGCAAGUGGUUCUCGGAGGAUGACAAUGUCAUCCUGGAAGUCUCUGAGCCUGAGAAGAAAUCCACAUACGAUGCUGACAGCUGCAGCUGGAAGCAAUUGCUGUCAGAGUUGGAGGAGGAGGGCCAUACGGAGGUGACCAUCAACCACCAUGAGCUCACAAAACCAUGUGCAGGGGAGGGACGUGACUCCUACCUGAUCAGACCCAAGCCAAUGGAGAUGCACUUCUCUUGGACCAGUCCCAACACCAGCCAGCUGAAGUACACGGGCAUUGGCAGCGCGUUUCCAGAGAAGGUGUGGGCACUUACCCUCUUGGAUUUGCAACCUUCCACCCGGACCUUCUUGGCUUGGGUUUGA
Molecule: messenger RNA, 735 nt
Organism: Cladocopium goreaui
Lineage: Eukaryota; Dinophyceae; Suessiales; Symbiodiniaceae
Source: the annotation of a GenBank genome assembly